GCUGCGUUGUAAUCCGCACACUGCACACAAAUUCAGAGCAACAACUAUUCCACGGACAACAUUUUUGCUCACAAGCUUGUCUUUUUUUGCUUUUGAAGCCCCACAGAGCAUUUUUUAUUUUUUUUUUUUAAAAAGGAAUAAGGACAUUUUUAGAUUUUGGAUAUAUUACAGCUUGAUACCUUAAAAUAUCUUACAAGGGACAUCUGAACAGUUAUCAUCAUCAGAGAUACAAAGGAGCAAUAAGGGAAAAAUCAUGAAAAAGGGAAAGCAGGUAGGUGACGACAAUGAGCCUCCCAGUUAUCAGGAGGCAACAGCAGGCUAUGAGGAGAUGCAGGCCCAGUUCUCCUGGGACGACAAGACCAUCAGACAGACUUUCAUCAGGAAGGUCUACGCCAUUCUUAUGCUCCAGCUGUUUGUCACUGUGGGAGUCGUUUGUCUCUUCACAUUCUGCGCACCAGUGAGGUUUUACAUUCAGACCCAUCCCAGCCUGUACAUGGCAUCUUAUCUCAUGUUUUUUGCCACCUACAUUGCACUGUCCUGCUGUGGAGACCUGAGGAGACAGUUUCCCUGGAAUGUGAUUCUGCUAGUUCUCUUUACUUUGAGCAUGUCCUUCAUGAUGGGAUUUGUGUCGAGCUUUUACAACACCAAGUCAGUGGCGCUGUGUCUGGGAAUCACAGCUCUGGUGUGUCUUUCUGUCACCAUCUUCAGCUUCCAGAGCAAGGUUGAUGUCACCUCCUGCCAGGGCGUCCUGUUUUCUCUGUGCAUGGUCAUGCUUCUCUGUGCCAUCACACUCUCCAUUGUCGUUCCAUUUGGAUAUGUUCCCUGGUUACAUGCCAUCUAUGCAGUGUUAGGAGCCAUCCUUUUUACUCUGUUUUUGGCAUUCGACACUCAGCUGCUCUUAGGGAACAAGCGCUACACUAUAAGUCCAGAGGAAUAUGUUUUUGCCACUCUCAGCCUCUACCUGGACAUCAUCUACCUGUUCUCCUUCCUGCUACAGAUCAUGGGGGGAGGCCGCGACUGAAGCAUGUCAAGCACUAUAUGCACUUUUUGAACUUUUAACAAGCUCAACAAGCAACCUGGAUUCAUCUUCCUUCAGAAUAAGUCGACAUCAGGGCUAUACGUUUGAUAAGAGCAAUCUGUCGGGUCUUUGCUGGUAGUUAUCUAAUCCCAUUUAUCACUGUGCCCUAACACUAUCCACACCUACCAAUUUUUCUCUGUACUCUGGCAAUCCCGUUUAGAGGUUUGUGAAUUGCUCUGAGUGUCUACUGAUACCUCCCCAUCCAAAAGUGUGUGUUUAGUCUGUCAGGCUCAGAAGAGGACAAAAGCGCUCACAAACACAAGUGAGAAAUCAACUUCCUUGGCUCCAUCACUCAGUUUAUCCAUCACUGAGCCAAUAAUGGAUAUUCAGGGAAUCUGCACUUUCAAGCUCAGCAGGGUUGAGUUUGCUUUAAUAACCUGUUUGGUGAACAACAUGUAGAUUUACUUUCAUACUUGACAAGUUCAGUGUUUUGUAUGUGUGUUCUGUACAUGAACAUUGAUGUUUUGAGGGGGAAAUACUGUGUUAGGGAAACCUCAAAUGAUAAAAAGAUCCAAAGCUAACAAAGGGAAAGUGUGUAGCUGCAUACAACACUAAUAGCUAUUAGAGACAUGUUUCAAUUUGUAUUGUAAAUAUAAUGUGGCCUUUCAGGUGUGACAGAAUUGCAGAAUAUUUUAGGAAUACAGGUGUUAUACGUUUUAAUUGUGUAGUGAAUUAACUAUUCUUUAAAGAAUUUCUUUUUCUAUAAAAUGUACAGUUGAAUUAACUUAUAACAGUUUUUUUUUUUAAAAAGUAUUUUGGAACUUUAGUCCUCUAUGAACUUGCAAACAAUAAAUGGAUUUAGAAAAUGUA
This is a messenger RNA of Amphiprion ocellaris (clown anemonefish), 1888 nucleotides long. It is a transcript of the gene faim2b, whose product is annotated as Fas apoptotic inhibitory molecule 2b. Gene Ontology annotation, cellular component: Golgi apparatus; endoplasmic reticulum; membrane. The record is from RefSeq and is a predicted model, not a curated record. Bases 254 to 1021 code for a protein of 255 amino acids. The transcript has 12 exons. Gene Ontology annotation, biological process: negative regulation of apoptotic signaling pathway. Lineage: Eukaryota; Metazoa; Chordata; Actinopteri; Pomacentridae.